Molecule: messenger RNA, 1964 nt
Organism: Cottoperca gobio
Lineage: Eukaryota; Metazoa; Chordata; Actinopteri; Perciformes; Bovichtidae
Gene: tmem167b
Product: transmembrane protein 167B
Exons: 3
Coding region: 188-412 (74 amino acids)
Source: RefSeq, a predicted model, not a curated record
AUGCUAGAUGGACAACAACAAACGUGAAACGUCAAAGAAGAGCGUAAGCCAGUGAAACCGGAAAUGUCAACCGAGUGAAUGCGAAGCAAAGUAGACUGCAUUAUAUCUCCACUUUAUAUUACAUGAUGGAUUGCUAAUUUAAAGGAAGAACCAGUCACAAUACACCGUCAAAGAGCAAACGGCAAACAUGACAAAUGUUUACUCUCUCGAUGGCAUCCUGGUGUUUGGGCUGCUGUUCAUCUGCACUUGUGCAUACCUCAAAAAGGUGCCUCGUAUCAACAACUGGCUGCUGUCAGAGAAAAAAGGAGUGUGGGGUGUCUUUUACAAAGCUGCGGUAAUCGGGACGCAGCUUCACAUCGCCGUGGCGUUUUCCUGUUUGGCCAUGGCUUUCUACGUUGUCUUCUUGAAAUGAUAGAGUCAGACUGGACUGGAAAGGAUACUGCACGGGUGUAGGCUGGGGAUGGACUCAUCCCUGUGGCCAUGUGCUAAUCCUUGUUGGAGGAUACCUCUUGGAUAACAUGGCCGUGAUGAAACCCCAUAGGCCCUCUGGACCCAUGUGAAAGACUAGCUAGUGGUGCCCCCUUCUGGUGACAUGGGUACAUAACUUCUCCCUCGAUAAUGUUUGUGCACUACAGACAUGAAGGGCAUCCGGAAUCUACUCCAUAGUUAUUACGGAGGAGAGAGCCUGUUAGGUCCCUUUGUAUCAUUCUGUUGUAGGGUAAACACUGUUGGCUGUCUCCAUCCACACCACAUAAAUAUUUAUAUUGAAGGAUACAGAAGAUUGAAGGGCAGUAUGUGCUUUAUACAUUAUAUCUGUAUACAACUUAAAAUUAGCCUAGCUGUAUAUAGUUGGAAAAGAUAUGACCAAUAGAGAUUUGCCAGAGGUUAUGUGUGAUCAAACUGAAAAUGAUCAAUUGUGCUUGCUCCCAGUUAUGCUGUUUUUUUCUGUAUCACCUCUUGUGUAAAAGGGUGGAGGGGAAGAUAAACAAAGCUAAUAUAUAUAUGAAGAUGUUCUUGUGUACACAAUUUAUUAUUAUUUUUGGAUCUCUUUCCAUUCAUCAACAGUGCUGGCAUCUCUAGCUUUGUUUUAGGUUUGAAAUACAAGUUUUGCACAGGUGUAUGUUAUAUUACCUUUGAACUAAUACUAGAUAACAUGUUUUACAAUUGUUACAAAUGAAACUGUAAGACACGUAGGAGUCCCAAAUUCUACUACAACUGUAGAAUAUCACAGAAAGCAUAACUUUAAAAAGGGGCAUAUCAACAUAUUGUGGAAAGCUAUAUCAGACUUGCCUGAAGAUGUAAAUGCAAUGCCAAAUAGGGAUGGUGAUUCCCAUGCCAUCUUAACAUACCGUAAUUCUAAGUUUAAUUUUGCCACCUCAUUUUAUAUUUUUAAAAGAAGAAAUUGUUUUUUCGGAGGGGAUACAAUGUAAUUUUGAGUAAAACAUUAAUCAGACAAUUUCUGUGUGUGUUGUCUUUAAAACACAAAAACAAAUCUCAUGUGACAUUUAGUGCCUGUACUAUGUAUUCACCCCAGUCUUUGGAGAUUUUCAUGAUUUACUGAUUUGAUUUAAAUCAAGUGGGUGUAAUUACGUUGUUGUUUUGACACUAAUUAACAGAACCCCAAAAAGGGAAAAAUCCUCCAAUACCAAUCAAGUACAAAUCUGAAAGAAUUGAAUGUAUUUGACUGAACUCACCUUUUCAGUUAAUAUUUAGUUGAAGCAGCUUUGACAGCAGUUAAAGCCUCUAGUCUGUCACACGUGUAUAGAUCUGCUUCAGAUUUCCACCUGGGAUCAUUGUAAUUUAGCCCCCAUUCUGUUUUGCUUCUCUGCAAAACCGCUCAAGUCAAGUCACAUUAGGACUGAGUCAUUCUUGGUCACUAAUGUAGUUCUUUUAAAAGCCAUUUAUGUGCAACAUUGACUUCAUGUUUGGGGUUUUCUUUCUGUAAAAUAAAUAUUGUCAUCUCA